This is a messenger RNA of Adineta steineri, 957 nucleotides long. Lineage: Eukaryota; Metazoa; Rotifera; Eurotatoria; Adinetida; Adinetidae. The record is from the annotation of a GenBank genome assembly.
AUGUCAUUAUUAUACAUUAGUCAACAACUUAUACGUUAUCUUGGUCCAUUUAUCCUUAUUAUUGGCAUAGUUGGCGAUGGAAUUAAUAUUAUCGUAUUUUCAAGUAUUCGGAGUUAUCGCACAAAUCCUUGUACAUUUUAUUUUCUUGUUGCUGCAAUAUUCAAUUUUCUUUAUAUAGCAAUAUGUCUUUCUUCUCGUAUUGUCAUGAAUGGUUUUGGAUAUGAUUUAACUCGAAUAUCAAUAAGUUGGUGUAAAAUACGAUGGUUUAUUGUUUAUACUUUUGGUUCAAGUACAUUAACUUUUUCAUGUUUAGCAACAAUCGAUCAAUAUUUUGUUACAUCACAAAGUGCAUAUCUUCGUCGAUUGAGCAAUAUAAAAUGGGCACAUCGAAUUACCAUUAUUGUCAUCAUUAUCUGGUGUCUUCAUAAUAUUCUUCUUCUUUUAUUUUACAGUAUUCCAUCAGGAACGAUGGCAUGUACCAUCACCAAUAGUAUCUUUGCCGCCUAUAUUCCACCAUUUUAUCUCAUUUUUGUGUGUACUCUUCCAGUUAUAAUAAUGGCUUUAUUUGGAUAUCUGGCAUAUCGUAAUAUUCAAUUGACAAGAGUUCUCUCUGAACAACAAGCUGAUCGUCAACUAGUAAAAAUGACAUUGAUUCAAGUAGUACUUGUUGCUGUUUGUAUUGGACCAAGUGGUAUCAUUAAUGCUUAUGGUUUAAUUACAUCUGGAGUUAGUAAAGGCACAGAUCGAUUAAGCAUUGAAGAUUUUACUAUAACAAUGGAAAGUUUAAUAUCUUUUCUUUAUUUUUCCGGAAGCUGUUAUAUGUUUUUGAUUUCAUCAAGUCGUUUUCGUCAAGCAGUCAAAGGUCGGAUAUUGUUUUGGCUAAGAUCAAACCAAGUAGUUGCAGUUCAACAAUCUAUUAAUGGAGUAGAAUUGUUAGACAAAAGAACAAAAAAUUGA